This is a messenger RNA of Prunus armeniaca (apricot), 1362 nucleotides long. The record is from the annotation of a GenBank genome assembly. Lineage: Eukaryota; Viridiplantae; Streptophyta; Magnoliopsida; Rosales; Rosaceae.
AUGCGUGGCCGCCAACGCGAAGCUUAUUCGAUGUACAAGCGCUUGUCAUCGAGAGACUAUACAAAUACCAUUGACAUGGAAGCAAAAGAGCUUAUGGAUGCGAUAGAUGUGGAAGAAAACUCAGCUCUUUUACAGAAAAGCACAGUUCCAGAACCUUCAAAUCCUUCCUGGAGGCUUUCUUUCCCCCAUGUAGUAGUGGCAACUCUAUCUUCAUUCUUGUUUGGCUACCAUCUCGGGGUAGUUAAUGAACCGCUUGAAAGCAUUUCUAAAGAUCUUGGCUUCAAGGGGAAUACCUUGGCAGAAGGUCUGGUAGUGAGUACAUGUUUGGGAGGUGCGUUUGUUGGAUCAUUAUUCAGUGGAUGGGUAGCUGAUGGAGUUGGACGUCGUAGGGCUUUUCAACUUUGUGCAUUGCCUAUGAUUAUUGGUGCUGUUAUGAGUGCAUCAACAAAAACUCUUGCUGGCAUGCUUUUGGGGAGGUUAUUUGUUGGGACUGGUAUGGGCCUGGGCCCUCCUGUUGCUUCUCUUUAUGUGACAGAGGUUUCUCCUGCUUUUGUGAGGGGUACUUAUGGCAGUCUCAUCCAGAUUGCAACAUGCCUUGGACUAAUGGGGGCUCUUUUUGUUGGAAUCCCUGUCAAAGAAAUUGUUGGCUGGUGGCGUGUUUGUUUCUGGGUAUCUACAAUUCCAGCUGCAAUACUUGCUCUUGCCAUGGUAUUCUGUGCAGAGAGUCCACAUUGGCUACAUAAGCAAGGAAGAACUUAUGAGGCUGAAGCUGAAUUUGAGAGGCUCCUUGGUGGAUCACAUGUCAAAACUGCAAUGGCAGAAUUAGCCAAGUCGGACAGGGGAGAUGACACAGAUGCCGUAAGGCUUUCAGAGUUGCUGUACGGUCGCCAUUUUAGAGUUGUUUUUAUUGGAUCAACCCUAUUUGCUUUACAACAGCUAUCUGGUAUAAAUGCUGUCUUUUACUUCUCCUCAACUGUAUUUAAAAGUGCCGGAGUACCAUCAGGCCUUGCAAAUGCCUUCAUAGGAAUUGCAAAUUUGUCAGGAUCCAUUGUUGCAAUGGUUUUGAUGGAUAAAGUAGGAAGGAAGCUGCUGCUUUUGUGGAGCUUUUUCGGCAUGGCAAUAUCAAUGUCUCUUCAAGUUGCUGCAGCAAGCUUUUAUUCGUCAGGCUCUGGAUCACUGUACCUGUCUGUUGGUGGAAUGCUGAUGUUCGUCUUAACAUUUGCUCUAGGAGCUGGUCCAGUUCCAGGUCUCCUUUUACCAGAAAUAUUCCCCAGCCGCAUCAGGGCAAAAGCAAUGGCUGUCUGUAUGUCAGUGCAUUGGGCAAGAGCUCCUAGUAGUUGUGCAGCUUUAGAAUUCUACUAA